Striga hermonthica is the source of this 1644-nucleotide messenger RNA. NCBI's taxonomy places the organism in Eukaryota, Viridiplantae, Streptophyta, Magnoliopsida, Lamiales, Orobanchaceae. The record is from the annotation of a GenBank genome assembly.
AUGGCUGCAAAUGUCAUAGCUCUGAUUAUGCUAUCGUCCUUUGCCGUCUGGUCGGUUAACGGCGACAUCCCGUCGAGGCUUUUCGACGUGACAAAGUACGGCGCGGUUGCUAACGGAAGGACAGACGACAGUUUGGCAUUUCUGAGGGCGUGGCAGGACGCGUGCGCGUACCGGGGGAAGAGCGGCGUUUGGAUUCCACGCGGGGUGUAUUUGUUGGAGUCGGUGACGUUUUCCGGGCCGUGCAACGGACCCAUUGCGUUUCUGAACAAAGGGACCCUGCGGGCCCCGACGGAUCCCAGCAAGUUCAUUACCGACACGUGGAUAGGUUUCCGGUAUAUCAACCGGUUGACGGUGGCCGGCGGCGGGUACCUGGACGGAGAAGGCCCGGCUGCAUGGCCCUAUAACGAUUGCAACCGUAAUGCGGGAUGCAGGCCCCUUCCAGUUUCAUUGAGACUUGAUUUCGUGACCAACUCAAAGGUCCACCACCUGAGAUCCGUCAACAGCAAGAACACCCACAUCAACCUCUUCGCCUGCACCAACGUCAACCUCACCCAGCUCCGAAUCACCGCCCCGGCCGACAGCCCCAACACCGACGGCAUCCGCAUCGGCUCCUCCAACACCAUCCGCAUAUCCAACUCCCGAAUCAGCACCGGCGACGACUGCAUCUCCAUGGUCUCCGGCACCCGCGACGUCGACAUCUCCUUCGUCUCCUGCGGCCCCGGCCACGGCAUCAGCGUCGGCAGCCUCGGCAAAGGCCCCCAAAACGAGUACGUCCUCGGAGUCCGCGUCUCCAACUGCUCCUUCACCGGCACGGAGAACGGCGUCCGCAUCAAGACGUGGGCCCCGUCCCAGUCCAGCCUUGCGUCCGGCAUCACGUUCGAGGACAUUGUAAUGAGAUACGUGCGGAACCCGAUCGUCAUCGACCAACAGUACUGCCCGCAUUCCAACUGCAUGGAGGGUUUUAGUUCGGCCGUGCAAGUGGAGAAUGUGAUGUUCAAGAACAUUCGGGGGAUCUCGCAGACGCAAGUUGCGGUUAACUUGCUGUGCAGCAAUAUUCGGCCUUGCAAGGACAUUAAGCUCGUUGACAUAGACUUGUCGUACAUGAACCAUCGAGGACGGGCGAUCGCUCAGUGUUCGAAUGUCUUGGGUGCUGCCUAUGGACUACAGUAUCGUAUUCCGAAUAAACGGGUCCGAUUUGGGUCCCAGCUUGAUGAUUCUCCCGUGAAGCUGUGUGCCGAAUACGGCAAGCUCGAGCCGGGUGUAGGCCUUGAAAACCGAUGGGUAAGUGAGCCUUUCGGGCAGACGCCAGCAGCAGUUCAAAGAACAGGAAAAUUGUCAUCUGAGGCAAAAAAGAUUGAAAAAAAAAAAAAAAUUCACUUCUCGACAUCUUCAUCCCGUGGCGACCUCACCGCUCGACCUCCGCACGACCUCGCCGGCUCGACCUCCGCACAACCUCCGACCUCAUUCUGUGGCCACCUCUCCGGCUCCACGACCUCUGACUUUGUCCCGUGGCGACCUCACCGGCUCCGAAGAGAUCCCGCAAAUCCUCCGCAGCUUCUCGCCGGCUCCGAGGAGAUCCUGCCAAUCCUCCGCAGCUUCUUGUCGGCUCUGAGGAGAUCCCGCCAUAUCUUAUCUGGCCCCUGA